Molecule: messenger RNA, 8849 nt
Organism: Rhinolophus ferrumequinum (greater horseshoe bat)
Lineage: Eukaryota; Metazoa; Chordata; Mammalia; Chiroptera; Rhinolophidae
Gene: SNX33
Product: sorting nexin 33
Exons: 4
Coding region: 938-2641 (567 amino acids)
Biological process (GO): endosomal transport; mitotic cytokinesis; mitotic cell cycle
Cellular component (GO): plasma membrane; cytoplasmic vesicle
Molecular function (GO): phosphatidylinositol binding; protein binding
Source: RefSeq, a predicted model, not a curated record
CAGGCGAGGGCGGGGGUCUGUACGCCGGCCUGGGAGGCUCCGGCGGGGCUUACCUUUGGACGGGGUCCUGGGACUCACCAGGGUUAGCCUCAGGCUCAGAAACCGCUGAGGAAUUAGGCAAACAAAAGAGGCCACUCAGUUGGUGGCCAGAAGUCGCCGGAGCGCCUCGUUGUGCCCCUCGUUCCCUGGGGUGGGGGCUCGCCACUUGGGUGGGGAGCGGGCGCCGGAGCUUGCUGGGGGCCCGCUGGGCCGCCGGGUCGGAGAGUUGGCGGCCUGUUGUGUAAGCCUCACUGCUUGUUUUCCCGGCCUGGCUCGUUGGGAAGCCGGACACAUCCACCCUUGGACUCGAUUCAGGAGGCUGCUGCUUUUCUCCUUGCCCCUCUUGGAUUUUCUGGAUUUUUGAAAACCCAGUGGCCCAGGAGGAAGGAGGAAGGAGCAGAACUGUGGAGGAAUGUGAGAGUCUCCCAAGGACUGAGGAGCCAGAAGGAGCUGGGAGCCAGAGCCGCUGGGGUUCUGGAACUGUAGUUAGCGAGUGAUUCUCUUUUGUUUUAGAACGUUGUUCCAGUGGAAAGAGGAAUUCUUGCCCUCUCAGAGCUGAUUUCUCCAAGUCACUUGAGUUUUCUUCUGGGAGUGGGAGGAGGGAGAGACCCCCACCCCUCAGGGGCUGCCAAGGGAAGGGAGGAAGACUAUGGACAUGAGCCCCUCCUGCCAUCAGGCUGGUGCCCGGAUACCUGAUAGGGCAAUUUCUGGGCCAUGGACACAGCUUUGAAGAGGGGGAGGCUGGACAGCAUCUCUGGGUGCUGAGAUCUGCCUUAGGGCAGAGAGACGGAGCUGCUGGGCAGGCCUUGGUUUACCAGUGCAUUCUUGGAUACCCUAGCAAUUGUCCCCAGUUCUGGGCAGGAUCCUCUCCUCGUCUUUCUCUACCACUGGCCCAGCCAUGGCACUAAAAGGCCGAGCCCUCUAUGACUUCCGCAGUGAGAACAAGGAGGAAAUCAGCAUCCAGCAGGACGAGGACCUGGUCAUCUUCAGCGAGACCUCGCUGGACGGCUGGCUGCAAGGCCAGAACAGCCGCGGUGAGACGGGCCUCUUCCCUGCCUCUUACGUGGAGGUCGUCCGCUCUGGCGCCAGCUACAGCCCCACAGGCUCUCCUGGCGCCCAGGUGAGCUUGUAUGACAGAGCCGAUGUGGCUAACGCUCCUGGGAGUGGUGGGGGCAGUGGCUUCUUCUCCAAGCAGGGCAGCUUCGAGGAGGACGAUGACGACGACUGGGACGACUGGGACGACGGGUGCACAGCGGUGGAGGGGCCGCGCGCGGGGGAGCUGGGCACCAAUGGGCACCCGCCGCUCCACCUCUCCUACCCUGGGGCCUACCCCAGCCAGCACAUGGCCUUCCGGCCCAAGCCAGCGCUGGAGCGGCAGGACAGCCUGGCAUCUGCCAAGCGGGGCAGUGUGGUGGGGCGCAACCUCAACCGCUUCUCCUGCUUCGUGCGCUCGGGCGUGGAGGCCUUCAUCCUGGGUGAUGUGCCCAUGCUGGCCAAGAUCGCUGAGACAUACUCCAUCGAAAUGGGCCCUCGUGGCCCCCAGUGGAAGGCCAGCCCCCACCCAUUUUCCUGCUCGGUGGAGGACCCCACCAAACAGACCAAAUUCAAGGGCAUCAAGAGCUACAUCUCCUACAAGCUCACACCCACCCACAUCGGCUCCCCCGUCUACCGGCGCUACAAGCACUUUGACUGGCUCUAUAACCGCCUGCUUCACAAGUUCACUGUCAUCUCGGUGCCUCACCUGCCGGAGAAGCAGGCCACAGGCCGCUUCGAGGAGGACUUCAUUGAGAAACGGAAGCGGAGGCUCAUCCUCUGGAUGGACCAUAUGACCAGCCACCCCGUGCUGUCCCAGUACGAGGGCUUCCAGCAUUUCCUCAGCUGUCUGGAUGCCAAGCAGUGGAAGAUGGGCAAACGCCGGGCAGAGAAGGACGAGAUGGUGGGUGCCAGUUUCCUGCUCACCUUCCAGAUCCCCACGGAGCAUCAGGACCUGCAGGACGUGGAGGACCGUGUGGACACGUUCAAGGCCUUCAGCAAGAAGAUGGACGACAGUGUCCUGCAGCUCAGCACUGUAGCAUCGGAGCUGGUGCGCAAGCAUGUGGGAGGCUUCAGAAAGGAAUUCCAGAAGCUGGGCAAUGCCUUCCAGGCCAUCAGCCAUGCCUUCCAGAUGGACCCCCCCUUCAGCUCUGAGGCCCUCAACAGUGCCAUCUCUCACACGGGCCGUACCUAUGAAGCCAUCGGCGAGAUGUUUGCCGAGCAGCCCAAGAACGACCUCUUCCAGAUGCUCGACAUGCUGUCUCUGUACCAGGGCCUGCUGUCCAACUUCCCUGACAUUAUCCACCUGCAGAAAGGCGCCUUUGCCAAGGUGAAGGAGAGCCAGCGCAUGAGCGACGAGGGCCGCAUGGUGCAGGACGAGGCGGACGGCAUCCGCAGGCGCUGCCGUGUGGUGGGCUUCGCCCUGCAGGCUGAGAUGAGCCACUUCCACCAGCGCCGCGAGCUCGACUUCAAGCACAUGAUGCAGAGCUACCUGCGCCAGCAGAUCCUUUUCUACCAGCGGGUGGGCCAGCAGCUGGAGAGGGCACUCCGCAUGUACGACAGCCUGUGAGCGCGGGCGCCGCCCUGCCUCCCGCCUGGGCACUGCAGGGCCUCCCCGCACCAGCAGCGCUGGGAGGUCGGCUGGGGCUUUGGAAGAGGCAUGGAUACCCCGGUGAACUCCUCCAGCCCUCAGAGGUGGGGGUGCGGUGCGGGUGAGAAUGGGGCCAGGAGCCCUCCAGGCCGAGACCUUCCUGCAGGGUCCUAGCCUGCCAGGGUCCUUGAGACCAGGCCAGGGUCCUAGCCUCCUCCAGAGCCUGUAGCGUUUGUGCACCUGGCCAACCCCCCCUCCCUGCCCCCCGUUCACUCAGCAGACACUGGGGCAUACUGUGGUCCUGGGUCCAAUGCUGGACACGCAGGGCUACGACACACCUGCCCUCAGGAUGUCCCCAGUCGAGAUGGGGAUCAGACACAGGAACAGAUGGGGGCAAUGCAGAAUGACCCAUGCUAAAUAAGGGGUUCCUGGAAGCUCACAGAGGGGACCACUCAUUCUGCCGGUCAGGGCAGACUCCAUGGUGUCUGGAAGAAUGACAAGGACCUGUCAGAUAGUAGAUGGGGACAGUAUAUGGGGAGACCAUUCGGAAGAGAGGAACAGCAUGGGCAAAGCUGUGGAGGCAUGAAAACGCCCGUCCUCCUUUACCUUUCCCAAGCAAGUUUGCUGCCCUACCUCGGUGGGCAUUCUGGCCUGUGUGACAGAGGGGAGGGAUUGUCCUUGCUCCCAUGUCCCUGUCCCUGCUCCACCCCUGCCCCAUGCAGGAGGGGCUGCAGGCCAACUCACUCCUGACUCCCCUCCACCUGCUGAGCCCCUACAGCCCUUGGUUAGGGGACCAUGCAGCAUCUUUUCCCUGGGCUCAAGGAGCCAAGAACCCGAGGACCCUGGUGGCGUCUUCCUGGAGGGGACACCCAAAAGGUACCAGAUAUUGGAGUUCAACAGCACUAGCUCCUCACACUCAGCAGGCUCAGACCAGGCUCCCAGAGUCCUCGGCCUCUGUGAAUCCCGAACUCCUUCCUGGUGCACAGGGAAACCCAGGGGAAAAAGACAGGGAUGUACUUGCCCACUACCCAGCGACCGUGGGCCCACCUGCCCACAGCCAGCCUCACUGGGAUCCCACAGAUGUUUACAUCCUUGAGAGGGCCAGUCCUCCCGACCCAGGCCAGGGUGUGGUCUAGCAGCAGGUUGGGGGGAACUGACAGGUGCCACCAGUAGCCCCUCCACCCCCCAGGAGGUCAUGGCCACUCCUGGCUGCUGCUGCUUGAAUCUUUUUUCUUGAUAAACCUCUUACAAUUAAGGUCACAAAAACAUGACUGUUUUGUUUGGAUCCCAGAAGGGAUGAGGGUGGGGGAAGGAUAGAUCCCUAAUUGUCCCUGAGGUCAUGGUGGGCUCAACAUUUACCCCAGAACCUCAACAGCUGAGUGGGGGCUGUACUGGUGGGAGGUGCUGGCUGGGAUCUAGAGGUUGCCAUGGAGCCCAGCUGGGUGCACAUGCUGCCCAGACCUCACUCUCGUUUCACAUGGUCGAGUCCUGCCAGGGGGUUGGUUGUGCUGCUCUGUGAUCUAGGGCUGAGGUUUGGAUGAAGAAAGGAUAGGGGGCCCCAGGACAGUCUAAUUGAUGGGGUUCCUCUCCCCAGGGAGGCCCCAGUCCAGGGGAGGGGUUGGGGCUCAGAAACUGUUCUUCCCCAGGCAGUCAUGGAUGCCCCGCCCUGCCCUUGGGGGCGACCCAGGCAGGAUGAACAGCAAUCUGUUCACACAUGGGAAAGGGGAGUGGUGAAGUCAUGGUGCUCUUUCAGGGCGAUGGAGAGCUGGUGGAGGAGGAGUGCUGGUGUCCACGCAUCAGGGGAGGCUUUGGCCAGGCCAGGCCCGGAGCUCACUUGUGGCAGUGAGAUGAGACAAGGGGCGGCAGGUGCAGUGGGGAGGGGGCAGCAGAGGCUUCCCGUACAGGGCAGAGCAUCCUCAGAGGAGCUGCUGGAAUGGGCCUUUGGCCCUGGGUCAAAAUUAGGUCAGAUUUGGGACUUUUCUGUGGAAUUUUCCCCUCCCUCUGCUCUGCCCUCCUUCCUUCAUUUUCAACCCCCUCCAAGGACCUUCCCACCCUUAAAGAAACGACUUCUCAGCUGUGACCUCCAGGUGACCUUCUGCAGAGGGCAAUCUGAUUACAGCGGGGGCGGGGGGAGCGCUUUCCUGAGGCUCGUGGGCAGUGGGAAUGCUCUGACCCCACGUUGCCUGGAAAGUCCCCAUGCAUGCUUCCUGUUCGGGGAAUGCCCUCGUAUCCCUUCCUUGAAAGGGGGCCGCCUUUCAUGCUUCCCGUCCUCAGGGUGAGGGAGUCAGGGGGGCUUGGACCUGGGGACCUAGGAGAAGAACCACAACCUGAAGCCGUGGGACAAGCCAGGCCUACUCUACUCUAAGCAUCUUGAGGUCUAGGCGGAGACAGCGUGUCUGGUGGGGACUGCGAUGUCACAGCCUCCCUCUGGUUUCUAUCUCUGUGCAGGUUGGGUGUUGGGGGAAUUUGAGAUCUGUCAGGGCUGGGCUCCAGCCCCUUUCAGCAGGGGACUGGGGGAGUGGUGUGUGUGGGGUGUCCUCGUGCUGGUAUGGUUGUCUGACUGGCCUCAGCCACAUGCCAGGCACGUGUUCCAGGCUGAGCUGGGCCUAGCUUCCUCUGGUUCCCCUCAUUUUGCUCUGAGAGUGGUGGAAACAAGGCCUCUCUUUCUACCCUGGGCAGCGACCAUGACCUGAGGUAGGGGGGCCGUGACCCCCAGUGUCGGCCCAGCCCAGGAAGGCGUCUAUUCUGUGGCCACCUGUACAGGUUAGGGAGGGAGGCGGUCCUCAGAUACUGCAUGCUGUCGCCUCUUGGACACAGGAGGGCCGCGAACUACUGUGCCACAGCUGGAGCAGUACCAGGCCUGGAGGAGCCAGGUGGCCCGACGCCCAGCACACCACUGCCCUUCACACACAUCCACGUGGUCACAGACGCUGCUGCCCAGCCCAAAGCAGACAUAGCGACACACAGCUACCUGUCCACAGGCACAUAAGCCACACCUGGCCACACACACACACACACACACGCAUGGUCAUGUGCUUGCAUAGCUGCACGCUAGCAACAGUGCCACACUCACUUUCACAGCCAUGUUCACAUUUGGCCACGUCCAUAUACAUCAUCUCUGCACAGCGUCAGUCUCAGCCGUGUCAUCACAGCCACACCACAGUCCCAUGCACACAGUCAUACUCUUCAUACAGUGACAUGUAUUGCCAGCAAGUCACACAUGCACACAGCCAAAGUGUCACGUGAUGCUGCACCAGGACUGUACCUGCACCUCCUGGGGGAGCCAGCUGGGCUCAUCCAUCACCUGGCAUCAUCACAUUCAGUUCUUUAUUGCAGAUGAGGAACUUGAGGGGUGGCAGCUGGCCGCAUCGCCCAGUGGGCCCAGGGAUGCUUCGGGCCAGGGCCCAGCUCCCUGAAGGCUCUGGUCUGGUCUUGCCCCUCCCUGGGCCAGUCCCCAGGGCCAGGCUGCCUCUGAAGGCCCCUGGCUCAAGCCACCAAAGCUCCAGGUAUCCCCCAUCUCUCGAGCCAGAGCUAAGACUGCUGGGUCCAUGAGAGCAGGAGCCAGGAUGUGGUGGGCAGGGCCCAGGCCUUGGGUUGGAGGAACAUUCCUGCACCAUCUCCCCAAGCAUGCGAGGACUGGGCCCGCCCUGCCUGCCUGUCCGCUGACUCAGGCCUCCAGGAGCCAAGCCUGCUCAGUUCCCCCUCCCCCAACCUGCUUCCCCACCAGUUCGGCUCCAGUACCUCUCUCUGCUGGCCAGGGCAGAAGAGACAGUGAGCCCUGGCAAAAAGACCUGGGAAACAAAAAUUCACCUCAGACAGCUCAGAAGGGCUGAUUGUGAAACUGCUCCAGAGUUCAGCAUAGUUUAACACAAACCUUUUUACCUUUGGUUUCGUUUUAUUAGUUAAAGCCCGGAGCAGUCCAGUCUGUUUAAAAAGUAGUGUCUCACACAGCUGUGGCCCCCUUGGUCCUCACAGCACCAUGAUCCCAUGUCAUGGACAAGAGACCAAGACUUAGCCAGAGGGAGGAUGGGACCCGCCGAGGAUCGCACGGUGAGGCCGAGGCAGGCAGGACUCAAACCCUGCUCUCUGGCUUCAUUCCUUAAAGUCACACGAAUUAACUCGUGUAGGUUGGAAGGAAGAGGGGGUGGCAGAUUUCUGCUUCAGAGGUGGGAAAGAAUGGGAGGCUGGUGAACCCAGCUGCUGAAAUGUGAGGGGCCUUGAGGGUAGGUGGGUCCCAUCAGCCUCCAGGGAUAGAGGCUGACAAUGGCAUCGUGUGGUGGCGUCGGAGCUGACUCAGGGUCUCCUUCACAGAUGAAUGUGUGAGGAGCACCACUCCAUUUCUCUAUAACUGACCUGAAUUCCUAUCUUGCUUUCUCAUUCCACAUGGUAGAAAUUAAUCUCCAAUCAGUUUGGGGACCACUUCUUUCCUGAGGUAUGCUCCUUUGUUUUGGGGAUGGCACAUUUGAAGACCAAAGGCAGGCCCCUGGCAUUUUGAAUUUUAGAGGCCAAAUCCCACACUCUGUCACAGGAAAUUUUGCCAGCAUUCCACAUUAAAAGUCAUUAAUAUAUAGCUAUUUGAGUUGGGUUCAGUUUACUACUUGACAAUGCCUUAUCUUACAGAUAUUUAAUUAAACUUUAUUAAUUUUGUCUUUCUUUUGCCUCUCUAGUCAUUUUCCCCCACCUCCUGCCUUCCCACCCCCUGAGGACUUCUGGGUCUGGCCGUUUCUCUGUUUUGGCACUCAGGGCUGCCUCAACUGCCCCGUACCUUGUGGGUCUCAAGGUACCUCAAGGAUGGUUCUGUGGCGUGCGAUCCCCUCUGGGGCUUGUCAUGAUUCCAUAACUCCCACCUCACGCUCAAGCAAAGGAGGUCUGGGGGCUGCUUAGAGACACUGUGCAACCGUCUGUCAUCUGAGGGCUGAGGCUUCUACUGCCCUCUCCCAGUGCAGGCAGCACCCUGAUGGACAUGGAGUGGUUAGUGUUUCACAGCCACCUGGCAUGUAAGAUACCAGGAAAUGGGACCCAACGCGGAAGGUGCUGGAGCCAUCAAGGUUGAUGUGAGACGGUACCCAGGCCUGGGCCACUGUGCUGGGAAGCAAAUGGCUGAUGCCUGAGAGAGCAGUUGGAGGCUGGUGAGAGCUGGUGUGCUGGAUCCUCAAAGCCAUACAGGCCGCCUGUCACCUGAGGGCUGAGGCUGGGCAGGGUGGGCCUGAGUGCAUAACAGUUACUGCUGAGUGGCUGCCACGUGCUGGGCCUCGGGCGGAGAGCUUCCCACGGAUUAUCUCGUUGCCCACAACAGUCUGAAAGGCUGGCAGGAGGCUGUGCCGUCCCAGCUGAUUGAGCGAGCAGCCUCUUCUCUCCCUGGCACAGAAGCCAGCUAAGUUGAGCUGGCAUCAGCUGUGUGGAGUGUGGGGUACGUAUGUAUGAGGGUGGGGGUAUCCCGUCCUGCCUGACUCCUAACACUCCUGGGGUGACCCCCUGGGUAGUUGGACAACUAAGGCCAUUCAAACUGGGAGCAGCUGGGUACAGAGUUCUGGCCCAGGGGCUCAGCAUUCCUCCUCCCCCCCACACACCAUGCAGAUCUUAAAGCAUUGGCCCUGGAAGGUGGGCAGUGGUGGAAGAGCAUGCGUCCAGCCCAGCACCAGGUUACUCCCGGAGGCUACUCCCUGUCACGUGGGGCCCCCCAGCCAGAUCCUGAGACCUUAUGUGCUCCAGCCUCCUCCUCAAUAGGCUUCGCCUUAAUGUCAGCACUCCCUGUGCUUCAGGGCACAGCCCAGGCUUCCUCCUCCAGGAAGCCCUUGGUUCUGGCUCGUCCUGAGCUUGUCCCCUACAUCCUGCCCUCUUCCUCCAAAGUAGGCCACAUGGUCCCUGCCUCAGGGAGAGUCCUCUGAAUCAAAUGGGUGGGGGUGGAGGAGGGGAGGUCAGAGUGGGGCUGCCAGCUUCUAACCCGAACUUGACCCCUUGCUGGACAGCUCACUCUCCUUUCCAGAACCCAGUAAAGGAGAGUGCCUUGAGGUCCUCUUUUCAAGAUGGGGAAUGCACGUAUUUCGCCUUCCAAGAGGACUAAGCAUUUGUUUAAGCACCUACUAUGUGCCAGGCACUGUGAUGGCUGUAAUAAAUAAUAACAAUAGUACUAACAUCAACUUUGAACAUUUGUGAAGCAGCUACAAUAUGCCAGACCCAUAUUCUA